Nakaseomyces glabratus is the source of this 2517-nucleotide messenger RNA. RefSeq names its product deadenylation-dependent mRNA-decapping factor PAT1 (gene PAT1). The record is from RefSeq and is a predicted model, not a curated record. Gene Ontology annotation, molecular function: RNA binding. NCBI's taxonomy places the organism in Eukaryota, Fungi, Ascomycota, Saccharomycetes, Saccharomycetales, Saccharomycetaceae. Gene Ontology annotation, biological process: P-body assembly; deadenylation-dependent decapping of nuclear-transcribed mRNA. Gene Ontology annotation, cellular component: P-body.
AUGAGUCAGAGAAGAAGAGAGAGUGCUCUAAAUUUUGAAGAAACCUAUAAUGGUUUUGGAGAACAUGAGCUGGAAGAGAACGAUUACUUGAAUGACGAGACCUUCGGUGCAGACAUUGAAGUUGGUACCGAUUUUGAUUUCGGCCACCCUGGCAAGGCUGCCACUAACAAUAAUGUUCCUGCACAAGCAAGUGUCAUGCCUCAAAGAUCCUAUGUUACCGCGGCAUCAUCCGGUAUUAAUAAGCCAGGUCAACAAAAUGUUGAUGCCUCAAUGGAUUUGAAGCCAAUGGAGUCAUUGUGGGGUGGACAAACUGAAGCAAGACCGGAAGAGCCUGUAUUGUCAAUGGAGGAAAUUGAGAGACAGCAACGUCAGAUGCAACAACAGCAGCAUCAAGGUCCACAUGGCCCAAUGCCUCCAAUGCCCAUGAUGCCCCCAAACAUGCCUCCUCCAAACAUGGCCAUGCCUCCUCCAGGUUAUGGUCCUAUGCCAGGUUAUCAAUAUCCAAUGAAUGUCAAUCCUAGCAUGUUCCAAGGCCCACCACCUCCAAAUAUGGCUAUGCCUCCUAUGCAGCCUAGUCAAGGUGGUCAGCCUAUGCAGCCUGGUCAAGGUGGUCAGCCUAUGCAACCACCUCAGAGGAUGCCAAUGCCUCACCAACCUGAGCCACCUGUUCAGUCUCCUAUGUCAGCUGUUCAACAAUCCUCCGGUGUUUCAACUCCUCAACAGUCAGUGAUCUCUAGUUCGGCAUCACCAGCUAAUAGUAAUCAAGCAGCUCUGCAUCAAGAACAAGGCCAGCAAAACCUAGCUUUCCAACAAGAUGAACAAAGCCAGCAACAUCAACAACAACAGCAAUACUACCAACGUAAUAGAUUCAAUAAUCAAAACAACAACAGAGGAAAUCAAAGAAGAGAGCCAUUGUCUCCUGAAGAGAAAAUGAGAUUGCAAAUUCGCCACGCCAAGGUUGAAAAGAUUUUGAAGCAUGCUGGUUUGAUGACUCCAAGGGACAAGGAUUUCAUUACACGUUAUCAACUAUCCCAAAUUGUCACUGAGGAUCCGUACAACGAGGACUUCUAUUUCCAGGUUUAUAAGUUAAUUCAAAGAGGAGGUGUUGCUGCUGAAAGCAACAAAGGUCUAAUUGCCAGAGCUUACUUAGAGCAUUCCGGUCAUAGAUUAGGUGGUAGAUACAAGCGUGCUGAUAUUGCUUUGCAGAGAAUGCAAAGUCAAGUUGAAAAGGCGGUUACUGUUGCCAAGGAAAGACCUCAAAAAAAUAAGGACGUUGACAGCGUCCGUGAAGGUGUCUUGGGUAAGAUUUCCACAACUAUGAACAGUAAAGCACCAAGAAGACAAUUGGCCAUUCCAUCCCAUAAAUCAAACGAAGAUAUUGCAUUCUCUGAUGAUGGUAAGCUUUCUCGUGAUUCAACUCCAGCCCUUGAAGAAGUUACUAGGAACCUAGACAGUGUUGAUUUGAACGCCCACUCGAGAACUAGAAGAAGAUCAUCAUAUGCCUUCUCCUCUAUCGACCACAACUCAGUCCUAAGCCGUUCAGGUGGUAGAAAGUUUGUUCUUUCUUUAAUCGAAACUGUUUAUGAAGAGGUUUUGGACUUGGAAGCUAACUUGAGAAAUGAUAAGGAAACAGAUAGCACUGCAUUGUGGGAGACUCUUCAUAUUGAUGAUGAAGUCUAUGAGGUUUGUCCAUUCAUUUCAAUGCUAUCCUUUGACAAAGGUGUGAAAAUUAUUCCACGUAUUUUCAACUUUUUGAGUAAGCAACAAAAAUUGAAGCUACUCCAAAAGUUCUUCAGUGAAUUAUCUCAUUUAAACAUCAUUAUCUUGAGUUCAUAUAAGACCAAUCCAGACCCUACUGAGUCUCAACUAAAGAAAAUGGAUUUAUUCCAAACUGUUUUCCUAAAGAUUAUAGUUUCCUUCUUAUCCUCCAGCUCCAGCUUUAUUGAAAUUAUGGGUUUAUUGUUGUAUUUGAUUAAGAAUAACAACGUCUCAUUCAUUUCUACAUCAAAGAUUGGUCUAAACUUAAUAACUGUGUUAAUAUCAAGAGCAGCUUUGAUUAGACAAGACUCUAACAGAAGUAAUGUUUUGUCAUCUCCAGAAAUUUCUACAUGGAAUGAAAUUUACGACAAACUAUUCACAGCUUUGGAAAGUAAGCUAUCUGCAGUUUUCCCACCUAAAGAAUAUUGUGAUAAAGUCGUUAAGAUUCAAACUGCAAAUGCUGGUCUUUCACUAGCAGCUAACCCUGUUAGUAACAAGUUCUAUGAUCAAGCAUAUAUAUGGCAAUUUUUGGCUUCUCUGGCAUUAAGUGGUAAGCUAAAUCACCAGCGUAUAAUAAUAGAUGAGGUCAGAGAUGAGAUAUUUGGCACUAUUAAUACCGCUGAGCAAUUGAAGAAGCUACCUACUGAAGAUCAAAAUGGCUCGUUGUACAGACGAGAAAAGCUGUACCAGGACCUAAAUUUAUUCUUGAACGUUAUGGGCUUGGUAUCAAGGGAUGGUGAGAUCAUGGAAUUAAAAUAG